AUGGCCAUUCCUCUCGAUGCCAGCCCCAAAAACGGUGUGGAAAAGAUGCCCAUCGCCGGCGGCGUGGUGAGCACACUCAGCAUCGCCAAAGCCACCAUCGCGGCAAUCGAGUCCUCCAAUACCGAGAGCAAGAACGGCACGGGAGACGUCACAGGGCCCAGCGGAGUCGCCGCUGAGCAACAAGCCAAAGCAGGUACCGAAGGGGCAGGAGGAGGAGGAGCCAGACCAGCAGGCAACGGAACAACGGCCAUAGGAGGCUCGCAGCAAGGACCAAAAGCAGGUGUCGGAGGAGCUGAGGGAGGUAGCGAAACCGAGGAGCAGAGAGAAAAGGCCGAGGAGAAGGAAAAAGAGAAGAAGGAGCAGAAAGAAAAGGCCGAGGAGCAGGAGAAAGAGGGCGAGAAGCAGCAAAAAGAGACCGCGGAGCAGCAAGAGGAGAUAAUCAAAGCAGCCCGCGAGAAAGACGCCGAGGCACAGAAGGAGGCGGCGGAGAAACAGAAGGAGCAGAUUGAGAAACAGGAGAAAGAGUCCAAGGGCGAGGCGGCCAGACCGGGCGAGGCGGCCAGACCAGGUGAGACGGCCAGACCGGGCCAGACGGCCAAACCGGGCGAAGUAACCAGACCUGGGGAGGCGAGGAGCGUGGAAGCCUCUGGCGAGAGCGCCGAAUGCGGAGAGGAGGCCAAGGCCAAGGCCAAGGCCAACGAGGGCGAGGAGUGCGCCGAAGAGGCCGAGGCCGCGGCCGAAUGA
Molecule: messenger RNA, 744 nt
Organism: Hirsutella rhossiliensis
Lineage: Eukaryota; Fungi; Ascomycota; Sordariomycetes; Hypocreales; Ophiocordycipitaceae
Exons: 1
Coding region: 1-744 (247 amino acids)
Source: RefSeq, a predicted model, not a curated record